AUGGAAAAUCUUAUUCCGAAAGGGUAUCGCUCAAUCCAGGAUUUCAUGCUCCAUUAUCAUCAAAAUAAUAGUGUUUCUUGUCACACAGACUAUCCCAAUGCCCCAGAAGAGGUCAUUCCGAAUACAGAAAAUCCACCAAGAUUAGUAGGACAAAAGAUUAUAGAAUCGGAAGGAUCCAGAAGAAAUUAUUAUGAGUCUGCUUCUAAAUCCAGUAUCCAUCCAGAUGAUUUGCCAGAUCCUUCUGACUUUUAA
This is a messenger RNA of Trichomonas vaginalis G3, 252 nucleotides long. RefSeq lists its product as uncharacterized. Bases 1 to 252 code for a protein of 83 amino acids. NCBI's taxonomy places the organism in Eukaryota, Parabasalia, Trichomonadida, Trichomonadidae. The transcript has a single exon. The record is from RefSeq and is a predicted model, not a curated record.